AUGGCUUCUAGCAACUUCAAUGACAAAAAUUCAGCUUUGCGAUUUACUGAUGUGGGUACAUUAUCAAAACGAAUGUUGGCACCAAUUGACGGCUAUGAGAAGGCUCCGCUAGUAUCGCUCGAAGAAGCUGUAAAACCUCUUGUGAAUAUAGUACCAAAAAUUGAACGAAACGUAUAUGUAGUUCAAGAGAACUGUCAAAAUCCAGAAGAUGGCUUAACAACUGACGAAUCAGCUUCAAUUAUGCUUUAUACGUACGAGUCAAUGCCUCGUGAAGAUUCGUUGUACGUUAAAUUGAAUGCCACUUUACGAUCGGAACAAAGAAAAAAAUUAGUUCCAUGGUUCCUCUAUCUUCGACUCAUACUGACGGCACUUGCUCGGCUUCCAUCAAAGCGUCGUUCUGUUUUUCGAGGAGUCAAAGAGAAUCUACGGCUUGACUAUCCAACAGGGAAAAUUUUCAUUUGGUGGGGAUUUUCUUCAUGUACUUCAAGUAUCGGAGUGUUGGAGAAUGAAGACUUUUUUGGGACAACGGGUGAUAGAACUCUUUUUCAAAUAGAAUGCACUACGGCCAAGGAUAUAAAAAAGCAUUCAUUCACAACUGAUGAAGAUGAAAUACUUCUAUUACCCGCUAGACAAUUUGAAGUCACAUCUUGUCUGAAUUCUGGACACGGACUUCAUAUCGUACAACUCAAUGAACUGAAGCCAAAGUAUGAUCUUCUUGAACCAGUGUCAGUACCCAAUUUAUCAGUGCAACCCAAGAAAAAUCCACCAGUUGAAUUUCCACCAAUUGCUGCGGCUAUGGAAGGACAAUUCGCAGCAAUGCAAUUACAACUGCAAACAAAAUCAAAAUGUAAGUCGUAUUUCAUGAAUCAAUUAGAUAUGUGUUACUUAGACGUGAAAUACAGAAAUGACUCGCAUAUUUCAUCAUAA
This is a messenger RNA of Rotaria socialis, 927 nucleotides long. Lineage: Eukaryota; Metazoa; Rotifera; Eurotatoria; Philodinida; Philodinidae. The record is from the annotation of a GenBank genome assembly.